This is a messenger RNA of Thunnus maccoyii (southern bluefin tuna), 2975 nucleotides long. It is a transcript of the gene arf3b, whose product is annotated as ADP-ribosylation factor 3b. Gene Ontology annotation, biological process: intracellular protein transport; vesicle-mediated transport. Bases 267 to 812 code for a protein of 181 amino acids. The record is from RefSeq and is a predicted model, not a curated record. The transcript is spliced from 5 exons. Gene Ontology annotation, cellular component: plasma membrane; cytoplasm. Lineage: Eukaryota; Metazoa; Chordata; Actinopteri; Scombriformes; Scombridae. Gene Ontology annotation, molecular function: GTP binding; GTPase activity.
UGACACCACCAUUAACCCGAUAAUAUACAUGUAUAAGUGGCAGCAGUGGAUGAAAUAAUAGUGUGCUGUGUUGGCUGUUCUGUGGCGGGUUGUGUGGCCUCAGCGUUGUCCGGGGCUGAAGCAGCGGCGGACGGCUCGCUGACAGCAGGAUGCCCGCUGAGCCCUCCUUCUGAAUCGAUCACUGCUGAACUACUGAAACUUCUUAGAAAGGCGUCUAGAAUUGUAACUGUAGCUGCACACCGAAGCGUGAGAAGCUCAUCCGAAUCAUGGGGAACAUUUUCGGGAAUUUGCUGAAGAGCCUUAUAGGAAAGAAGGAGAUGAGGAUCUUGAUGGUGGGGCUCGAUGCUGCAGGAAAAACUACCAUCCUCUACAAGCUCAAACUGGGGGAAAUAGUCACCACAAUCCCAACCAUCGGGUUUAACGUGGAGACGGUGGAGUACAAGAACAUCAGCUUCACCGUGUGGGACGUGGGUGGGCAGGACAAGAUCCGCCCCCUCUGGAGACACUACUUUCAAAACACACAGGGUCUGAUCUUUGUGGUGGACAGUAAUGACAGAGAGCGUGUGAACGAAGCACGAGAAGAGCUGAUGAGGAUGCUGGCUGAGGAUGAGCUGAGAGAUGCGGUGCUCCUCGUGUUCGCCAAUAAGCAGGACUUACCAAACGCCAUGAACGCCGCCGAGAUCACAGACAAGUUGGGCUUACACUCCCUGCGCCACCGCAACUGGUACAUCCAGGCCACCUGCGCCACCAGUGGCGACGGCCUCUACGAGGGUCUUGAUUGGCUGGCCAAUCAACUCAAGAACAAGAAAUAAGAAGAGAAUCGGGGGGAAAACCAGCAGCCACAACCGUCCAGCUUUUUAUUUCAUUCGGGAACGGGGGGCGCGGGAUACGUAGUACAAGGGGGUUCGGUUGAUAGGUACAAAGCAAGAUUCGGGGUUUGGGGGAGAUUUUAGGGUUUUCAUUUUCAGUCUGUUAUGGUUUCCUGAUGGUUUUCAGUGCUUAUUGAAAACAGAUUCUCAUGUCCAUAUUUAACCACACACACACACACACAAUUGCACACUAACCGUAAGCAAUCACAGCAGACUCUUGCUUUUCCCGUGUCCACCUCUUGUCUUUAGGUGCAUCGUACUGUACAUUAGUCAUAGGUGCUGUACUGAGUCAUGUGUGACUCCAUCGUGUCAGCAAAAAGACCGGCUUGACUCUUUGUUGACGUAUGUUUUUUUUUAACUGUCGUCCAUGCAAAGAAGUGUCGUCUGUGUCAGCCGCGCUUCCUGUUUUUUUUUUUUUUCUUUCCCUGCGGGGUAACAGAGAGCCAUGUUUGAGAACAAUCACAGCUGGCAGAUUCAUGUCACCACAGACUUAAUUCAGUCUCCCUUUUUAAUUUGUGAGCAAUGCUGAGGCACUUUGAUACUCAGAUAAAGUGUGUACAUGUGUGUCUGAGCGUGCACGCAUGCUGUAUGUGUUUGUGCAAGCGGCCGAGACAGCAUUAAUCAUAAACAACUCUGUGAACCAGAAAUAGAAAACAGAACUGGAAUCUCUCUGUCACACAUCCUCUUACUGCCCCAUUUUGGAAAUCUUUUGAUAUCUGUGGCGUGUUUCUACCCCCCUCCGUGGCACCCCGAAGCGCUUGAGCCGCCCUUUUUAAAUAUUUUAAAACGCACAACACGUUCUUGACUGCCUGAACUGCAUGCAUCCCGGUAGAUCUCGCUGACUGUUCUUGCAUACUUCUCUGUCCUCUGUAAAGCUGCAUGGACACUGUUUGUCGAUUUGUACUCUUUAACUGCCCUGAUCGUGCUCUGGUGUUGUUUACUGUAGGAUGCCAGAAACUUAACCAAACCACCAACUUCUGUAGGUGUCAACAUGUGCUAAAUACAGUGCAAUAUAGUCAGCUUUAUGCUACAUGGUCUUUGAUGUGAAAGCAGCAUAUAGGUUAAACACAACACACACGCACACGAUCCACACAGCUGCUGCUUGUCUGCCUUCUUGUGUGUCCAUGUGAGUACUCAAACUGCAUCAGGUUGCUCUCGCUUGUGUUGUUUUUUGUCUCUACUUGCAUAUCAGGGGAUGAUUCUGUUGCCUGAUAAUGUUUCUGAAUGUGAAUAUUGUUGAUGAAUCCACAAAUGGCUGUAAUUAUAUUUAUUUGACACACACAUUGUUUAUUUCAGUGAAGUGUUUGAAAGAAAGCAGGGGAAGCAGAUCAAUAUGUCCGUGUUAUAGUUAGUGAAGGUUCAUCCACGACUCACCUCUGAACAGCAGACUAGUUACCGCAUCACCACUGAUACCAGCAGAACCCACACACUACCGUCAAUGAAACUCUUUCUUUGUGCCAUACAUGGGUACUCACAUAGUACGACACCAGUAACAGUAAAACCGUCUGUAUGUCCACCAACUUACCAGUUCACCAUUGUACCAUUGUUCAUAUUCAGCAUCUAUUGUAUUGUUAAAACAUGAGUUUGAUCAGUUGGGUUUUGUGGCCUUAUAUUCAGUGAUGUAAAAAAAAAAACUGCUAAUUAAUUUCCUCUCAGCUCGUUUGCUUCUGAUUUUGAGUCACAUAUAUUUAUCUAUAAAGAAUGAUUUACAGAUUUAUUUCUCUAUGCCCUCAAAAGGCAGGUUUUGCACCACAGUUCAAGAUGUUUAGGCAAAGGUUUUGUCCUUUAGUAUAUUUUGUUUUGCCAGUAUACUUGAUACAUAUUUGGUGGUAGAUUUCUUUGGGAGUUUUUUGGGGGGUGAGGAGGGGAGGGGGGUGUAAAAAAAAACAAACUUUGAUGUAGACUGUGUCUGUGAAACAAUGAUAAUCAGUGCAGAAACAAAUAAAAAAAAUACUUCUGAUGAUUCAUUCUGUACCGUUAUAGUUACACAAGUAGAUUUAAAAACAGUGAAGACCAUGUUUCAAUGCUGAAUGCACGGAGACAUCUGUAUGUGAUGUAAGACAACAAAAUCCUGCUGUAUUACAAAUAAACCCAUUUUCUGUAUGA